AUGGCUCAAGCCGCUGCUGAACAGCGUACUCUCCCCGACAAUGGCUCCGUUAUUGCUGAAUCACCUACUGAUCCUUUCUCCUCCUCCUCCGAUGAAGAGAUAGUCGAUAGCCUGCUAGACAAUAACAUCGUACCACCCUCGCAUCCAUCCCGAACUUUAGUAUUGUGUUUCGACGGUACUGGUGACCAGUUUGACGCUGAUAAUUCCAACAUCAUCCAAUUCUUCACGGCACUCAAGAAGGACGAUAGAUCAAAGCAGAUGGUGUACUAUCAAGCGGGUAUUGGAACUUAUACCAGUCCGGAAGUGGCCACUCCUCUAAUGGCUAAAUUCUCCAAGGCCAUGGAUGAAGCAAUCGCAUGGAAUUUGCACGCUCAUGUCAUGGGCGGAUACGAAUUUCUCAUGCAGAAUUACACUGCAGGUGAUCGUAUCUGUAUCUUUGGGUUUUCACGCGGUGCUUACACGGCACGGAGUUUGGCGGGCAUGAUUCACAAGGUCGGAAUUCUUCCAGCAUAUAACAAUCAGCAGGUCCCUUUCGCAUACAAAAUGUAUACUCGUGAAGAUGAGCUUGGCUGGAAACAAUCGAACGCGUUCAAACAAGCAUUCUCAAUCAAUGCUGACAUCGAAUUUGUUGGAGUUUGGGAUACGGUCAACUCAGUUGGAAUCAUACCAAAGCGGCUGCCCUUUACUUCUUCCAAUACAAUUGUCAGAACAUUCAGACAUGCAGUUUCGUUAGACGAGCGGCGUGCAAAGUUUAAGGCAAAUUUAUGGAAUCGGCCCAACGCUCACGAGGAGACCUUAGGGAUUACUUCGGCAAAGGUACACCACCCUAAGAAGAAAGUCAGUCACAAAGUCAGUCACAAACACAGCCUACGUGAAAUGGAGGCAGAAUACGACAAAGAUCAUUCCAAACCCACCGAUGUGGACGAGGUGUGGUUUGCUGGUUGUCAUUGCGAUGUCGGGGGCGGGUCAGUGUCAAAUGACACUACCAUCAAUCUAGCGCGUAUUCCGCUACGCUGGAUGAUACGGGAAUGCUUCAAAACAAAGACCGGUAUUAUGUUCGAUCGCGAUGGUCUCCGUGGUCUUGGGCUUGAUCCAGACGCGUUGUAUCCCGAUGUUCUUCCUCGUCCUCCGCCCCUCCCUGUAGGUAACGCCCGCAUUCAGGAUAUUCCGACAAAAGGUUCGGUCUCCCAAAUUGAGAAGGACUCCGCUCUGAAAAAUUUCUCAGGCGGGUCGUCUGAAGUGUCGGGAGCGCUAGUUCAGACCGAGGAAGAGUUGGAACUCAAGGAUGCCCUAUCUCCCAUUUAUGACCAGCUUAGUCUCGCAUGGUUCUGGUGGAUUUUGGAGAUCUUCCCCAUUAAGCAGCGUUUUCAACGAGGAGAUAACUCCUGGGCUUCAUACUUUGGAUGGAACUUGGGACGAGGAAGAAUUGUUCCGAAGCAAAAGAAGCAAGGAGUCAGAGUUCAUCGUAGUGUGAAGAUGAGGCUGGAGUCCCAACACACAGAUGGAAGCAAAUAUAAACCAAAAGCUAAUAUCGACUUCCAAUAUGCCACCUGGGUAGAUUGA
This is a messenger RNA of Lentinula edodes (shiitake mushroom), 1563 nucleotides long. RefSeq lists its product as uncharacterized. NCBI's taxonomy places the organism in Eukaryota, Fungi, Basidiomycota, Agaricomycetes, Agaricales, Omphalotaceae. The record is from RefSeq and is a predicted model, not a curated record. The coding region runs from base 1 to 1563 and encodes 520 amino acids. The transcript has 12 exons.